AGAAACAUAACGAACGAGAAGACGACAGAGAAGAGGAUUGUUUACAUGACUUUUAUUACUCUUUUUUUCCUAAAUUAAUAAGGCUGACACGAUGUCAUUAAAGCCUCGUGCGGUGAAUUUUGAAGAGGUAUGGGGGGACCUGGUGGAGACAGUGCAGCAAGUGGUGACCAUGGGCUCAAUCAAGAGGAGCGUCUGGAACACCAGAUUUUCUGAUGUGUACUCCCUAUGUGUGGCGUUUCCAGAGCCCCUCGCCGAGAGACUUUAUACAGAGACAAAAAAACUACUGGAGAAUCAUGUCAGGCAGCUUUAUUUUGAGGUGGAGGAGCAGAGUGAGGAGAACCUUCUUGCAGAAUAUCAUCGUUUUUGGAUUCAGUUCAGCAAAGGCACACAGUACCUUAACCAUUUGUAUUCAUAUUUAAAUUCGCAACACAUCCAGAAGCAGAAGUUUAGUGACGCAGACCUUACAUAUGGUUCAAUGCAGAUGGACAUGUCAGAGCAGCUACUAGAAAUUGGGGAGCUGGGUCUGGAGAUCUGGCAGCGGGAGAUGAUACGGCCGCUGCAGAAGCGCCUGGUGGGCGUCUUGCUCAUGGGAAUCCAACAAGAUCGGACGGCAACUGCCACCGAUGCCCCAACCUCUACCAUCCGUGGGGUCAUCCACUCAUUUGUUGAUGUUAAUAUGUAUAAAAAGAAGUCUACUUUACAGCUUUAUGAAUCCAUAUUUGAAGGUGCGUUGUUAAGAGAAACAGGGUCAUUUUACCGAAAGGAAGCUUCAGCCUUACUUCAAGACUGCAAUGUUUCACAGUAUAUGGAAUGUGUUAUUGCACGGUUAGCAGAAGAGGAAUUAAGAGCUACCAAGUUUUUGCCACCAAGUUCUCACCAGAGAGUUGUGAAAGAAGUUCAGGACAGAAUGGUGGCCGACCACCUGGCAACUGUGCAUGCGGAGACUGGCUCCAUGGUGAGUGCGGAGAGGACCAGAGAUCUCUCCAACAUGUAUACCUUGCUGCGGCCGGUCCCCAAUGGGCUGACAGUGCUUGUUCACCAUGUCAAGGAUCACAUCAAGCAGCAGGGACUUCAAGCUGUUACCAGUCUCAAAGGAGAUAAUAUUCCAGCUCAGUUUGUGGAAAGUCUAUUAGAAGUGCACAAGAAAUACCGCACUAUGAUUAUGGACGUUUUCCACAAUGACCAACAGUUUGUAGGGGCAUUAGACAAAGCCUUUGAAAGUGUUGUAAAUCAUAGAGGAAACACCAAAGUAGUGUGCCGAUCCCCAGAGUUACUCGCAAGAUACUGUGAUACGCUUCUCAAAAAGUCUACCAAAGGCCUGAAUGAAAGUGAGGUUGAUGACAAGCUUGGCCAUAGUAUCACCAUCUUUAAGUACAUCGACGACAAAGAUGUAUUUCAGAAGUUCUAUGCACGGAUGUUGGCCAAGAGGCUGAUACAGCAACAGAGUCAGUCAAUGGAUUCUGAAGAAGCCAUGAUUAACAAACUCAAGCAAGCAUGUGGGUAUGAGUACACCAGCAAGCUUCACCGAAUGUUCACUGACAUGUCUGUCAGUUCUGAUCUAAACCAAAAGUUUAAUGAAUUUUUGAAAUCAAAGGGAAAAUCCCAUGAACUUGGGAUUAACUUUUCAAUAAAUGUUCUUCAGGCAGGGGCCUGGCCUCUAGGUCAAACAAGUAUCACUCCUUUUGCUGUGCCUCAAGAAUUAGAAAAGUCUGUACAAACGUUUGAAACCUUCUAUCACAGUCACUUCAGUGGUAGGAAACUUACUUGGCUGCAUCAUUUAUGUCAAGGGGAGUUGAAAGUGAGCCACAGCAAGAGAACGUACCUCAUCACCAUGUCCACCUUCCAGAUGGCAAUGUUGCUCAUGUUUGAGAAGGUGGAUAGCCUUACGUGCAACGAACUGCAGACCCACACACACCUCAAUGACGAGCAGUUUAAUAAAUUUUUACAGUCUCUCUUGGAUAGCAAGCUCCUCAUGACUGAUGGUGAGGAACUUCGUGGGGAGACCGUUGUACGUCUUAAUACAGACUACAGUAAUAAAAGAACAAAAUUCAAGAUCAGUGUUGCACCUCAGAGAGAACAGCAACACGAAGCAGAACAAACUCACUCUGCUGUGGAGGAGGACCGAAAACUCUACCUGCAGGCUGCAAUCGUUAGGAUAAUGAAAGCCCGCAAACUACUCAAACAUACAAUGCUCAUACAAGAGGUGAUCAGUCAGUCUCGAGCAAGAUUUGCACCACAGAUUCCAAUGAUCAAGAAAUGCAUAGAGUUACUUAUUGAUAAACAGUACCUUGAACGCACUCCAAAUUCAACAGAUGAAUAUAGCUAUGUGGCCUAAUUCUUAGCUUUGUUAGUUGUUUUUCAUAAUUUUUUUUGGCAAGACCAGUCAUGAAAGGUCUUCAGAAAGGAUUGCCCUGAAACUGUUUCUUGGAGACUGAUACACCUACAUAUAUAUCUUUGGCUUCACUCUUGGGUGGGGCUUGUACAGUGUGUUGCCUGUUUGGAGGUGAAUUUUGUACAUUGAUUUAGGUGUUAUAUAAAUUUUCCCCCCUUUGCCUGAAGGAAUAGCUGAUUAUUUGAGAUACCCUGAUGUGUAAAUAGCCCAAACAGUGGAGUGAUGAUGAAGUUGACGUGGGUUGUAAUGCUGCCUCUCAUAUUGGACUCUGGACAAGGGCCAAGCCCAGCUGUGUGUUGAAGUCAUGGGAACGCAAAGAUAAAACUAAAAUGUUGGUUAGGUUUCACUAAUAUUUAGUAAAUAUUACCCUUGUA
Penaeus chinensis is the source of this 2766-nucleotide messenger RNA. It is a transcript of the gene Cul2, whose product is annotated as cullin-2-like. Gene Ontology annotation, molecular function: ubiquitin protein ligase binding. The record is from RefSeq and is a predicted model, not a curated record. Gene Ontology annotation, biological process: protein ubiquitination; SCF-dependent proteasomal ubiquitin-dependent protein catabolic process. The transcript is spliced from 16 exons. Gene Ontology annotation, cellular component: SCF ubiquitin ligase complex; Cul2-RING ubiquitin ligase complex. Lineage: Eukaryota; Metazoa; Arthropoda; Malacostraca; Decapoda; Penaeidae. The coding region runs from base 92 to 2335 and encodes 747 amino acids.